GUUUGAAGUUUGUCUGUCAAGUGAGUUCAUCUUCUCUGGAAACAAAUGAAAAGCUGCUGCUGCGUCUCUGAACUAGUCUGGAGUUAAAUGACAAGCAGACCCGGACACGGAGACACUCAGUGAUACUCGGGGCACGAUGGAGAGCACUAAGGGAUUACUUCGCUGCAAGAUUGUGGUGGUCGGAGAUGCGCAGUGUGGAAAGACGGCUCUCCUGCACGUUUUUGCGAAGGACUCGUACCCGGAGAACUAUGUUCCCACGGUGUUCGAGAACUACACAGCCAGCUUUGAGAUCGACAAACAGAGGAUCGAGCUCAACAUGUGGGACACUUCAGGUUCAGCCUACUACGACAAUGUGCGGCCUCUGGCGUAUCCUGAUGCGGACGCUGUGCUCAUCUGCUUCGAUAUCAGCCGCCCAGAAACACUGGACAGCGUGCUGAAAAAGUGGCAGGGCGAGACGCAGGAGUUCUGUCCUAAUGCCAAAGUGGUGCUGGUCGGCUGCAAGUUGGACAUGAGGACGGACCUCAACGUCUUAAGAGAGCUUUCCAAACACAGACUCAUUCCUGUCACUCACGAACAGGGAACUCAUUUGGCGAGGCAGAUCGGUGCCGUGGCCUACGCAGAGUGCACCUCGAAGUACUCUGAGAACAGCGUCCGCGAUGUUUUCCACGUCACCACACUGUCGUCCGUGUUUCGCAUUCACCGGCCUCAGCUCAAACGUGCUGGAUCACGUCGCGGCCUGAAGCGGGUCUCCCAGCAGCCGCCUCGGACUGAAAUUCACGAGCAGACUCCCCCCGUCAGAAAGGACCGGGCCAAAAGCUGCACACUCAUGUAGGACCAGCAACCUGACCCGUGUGCACUGAUGGACAUGCAGCCAUACUGCACAUGAACUUAAUUUAUUGGUGAAUUCUUGUCAGAUCUUUGCACUGCAUAAAGGAAGAUACAAGAACGAUUGCUUUCCCCGUGGAGUUCUUUUGAGGAGUUGUUUGUCAAGUCUUUCCUUGUUAUCUUUCUCUGUGGCCGUGUUCUUAUCAGGGGAAGUUCCACUUUUACUUGAACAAUAUAACAAACAUCGUCACGGACACAAAAGGGAGGUGAGAGAUGAAAUAUGAGGACAGAUAAAAAGUGAGUGUGCAUAUGAAAUGAAAAUUUAACGAUAAGAAAUAUCAACUUGAAGGUCUUGACCUCUUUUGUGUUGCUUCCUUUUUUUUGAAAUGCUAUUCUUUCUUUAAGUGUUUAAGUAAACGAAGCACAAAUACGAUGCACGCAAACUUUUAAGAGUCAUUCACAAAUGUCUCGAAUGAUCUCUGCUGUUUCACUUCAUGACUAAUUGAAAACAACAUUUGGACAGACAAAAAAAAGAAAACUACAAAGAAACUGUGGGCUGAGAUCACACUAAUUUUCUUAAACCACAAGUGCUUUUAAUAUUGAGAUCUGAAUCAUCACUGACCACAUAAUACUGAAGUGUUGUGAAAUUAAUACUGUUAUAAUAAUGCACACUGGAGGGACGAGUCAUUCAAAGGGAGUAAAGGUGACUGUUACAGUAUGUUGUACAUGUGAUAAUGAAAUAAAAAAAACUUGCUCUGCUGAG
Molecule: messenger RNA, 1588 nt
Organism: Labrus mixtus (cuckoo wrasse)
Lineage: Eukaryota; Metazoa; Chordata; Actinopteri; Labriformes; Labridae
Product: rho-related GTP-binding protein RhoN-like
Exons: 5
Coding region: 137-832 (231 amino acids)
Biological process (GO): small GTPase-mediated signal transduction
Molecular function (GO): GTP binding; GTPase activity
Source: RefSeq, a predicted model, not a curated record